Messenger RNA from Myodes glareolus (Bank vole), 4396 nucleotides. The record is from RefSeq and is a predicted model, not a curated record. NCBI's taxonomy places the organism in Eukaryota, Metazoa, Chordata, Mammalia, Rodentia, Cricetidae.
GAAAUGAUUAGGCUGUGGGCUGGACCGGCUACAGGGAGGAGAGAGAGUCCAGAGAUCCAGAGGACAAACCUGGAAGAUCCAGGAGAUUCUGCUGAACUGGAACCUGUUGGCAAACCUGGGAUACCCUGCUUUACUGGCUGAAAGAAGUAGUGAGGCUCAGACCUGAGUCCUGCACUCAGCAGGCAGGGCCUCUGCAGGCCUGGCUGAAGCUCUCAAGCCUGACUCCUCCUCCAGCCCAGGCUUCUGCAGAGAAUUCACAACAGGAAACCAGCUGAACAUUGCCCAAUCUCCACUCACAGGGUCCAGAGGAAGAACAUCUGCCAUCUGCGCAGACUCUGAUGCCUGCCUGGCUUCCUGGAGGAGCUGUGUCUCUUUCACUUUCAAAAAUACUUUUACUAGCUUAGAAGCCUUGGCCAGGGAAGCACGCUUCAGAGAGCCCCCUAAAAGAGCAGGAGCAGAAACAGUCGUCAGAGACCAGGAUCCACUGGCCUCCUGUUUUGAGCAACAACAAAAGAGACAAGCAAAGCUCUGUCAGCAAGAGCUGCACAGCCAAGCAUCAUCACCAUGGAAGAAGUUCAGUCGAAUAAGGCGAGUGGCACAGAGGAGGCUCAGCAAAAGGGCCAACAGGUCAUGGAUUCCACCCAGAAGUGCGGGGAGCAGAUGCAUCCGGAGCCUCAGCAAACCAAAGCCCCAGCAAAGAAGGACUUGACAAAAGGAAUCAUUUCAGAAAUACAUCAAAGUGGAGAAAGAGAAAAUCUUUACCCCACACAGACCUGGAAAACAAAUGAUGUACCGCAAAAUUUUACACAGCUACUACUUCUACAAAAACCUUGCCCAAGAGGUUGGGAGACUUUUGUUGGGAAAACAUUGCAUAAAUAUAAAGGAAAAGAGAGAGGACAUCUGAUUGAGAUCCAAGACUUAUUUUGCCCAGGCCUGGAUACCCAGAAAGAGCCUCAACUUGUUGUAUUAGAGGGGGCUGCUGGGACUGGGAAGUCAACACUGGCCAGGCAGGUGAGGAGAGAAUGGGAGGAUGGACAGCUCUACAGGGAUCGCUUCCAGCAUGUCUUCUACUUCAGCUGCAGAGAGCUGGCCCAGUGCAAGCAGCUGAGUCUGGCUGACCUCAUUGCAAAAGACCAGACUCUGCCUACAGUUCCCAUUAGGGAGAUCCUGUCUCAACAUGAGAAGCUGCUCUUCAUCCUGGAUGGCAUAGAUGAGCCAGCAUGGGUCUUGGCAGAUAAGAAUCCCAAGCUCUGCCUUCACUGGAGCCAGACACAACCUGUGCACACACUGCUGGGCAGUUUGCUGGGGGGAACUAUCCUGCCUCAUGCUUCCUUGCUGCUCACAGCUCGAACCACAGUUCUGAAAAAGCUCAUUCCUUCCUUGAGGCAGCCAUGUUGGGUGGAAGUCCUGGGUUUCUCUAAGUCUGGAUGGAAGAACUACAUCUACAAAUAUUUCACAGAGGAAAGAGAAGCAAUGGCAGCUUUUAACUUGGUUAAAUCAAACCUGGUGCUCUCAACACUAUGUGGGGUGCCCUGGGUGUCCUGGUUGGUUUGCACCUGCCUGAAGCAGCAGAUGGAUCAGGGAGAAGACCUCUCACUGACCUCACGGACCACCACAGAGCUCUACCUGAAAUACCUUUCCCAGGCUCUCUCAGGUCAUUCCCUGGGGAACCAGCUCAGAGCACUCUGCUCACUGGCUGCUGAGGGAAUCUGCCGAAGAAGGACCCUGUUCAGUGAGAGAGAUUUUCAGAUCCAAAGAUUGGCUGAUGAUGACAUUGCCACUUUCCUGAAGAUUGGCAUUCUUCAAAGGCAACCCGGAUCUCUGAGUUACAGCUUUGCCCCCGUGUAUCUCCAGGAGUUCUUUGCUGCAAUUUUCUACGUCUUGGAGAAUGUGCUAAUAUAUGACCAUAGGGAUGUCUACAUAAUUGUGGAAGCACUAAAGAAAGUAUAUGGAAGACAUGAUCUGCUUGAGGCACCCACGGUGCGCUUCCUAUUUGGUCUUUUAAAUGAAAAAGGAAAAAGAGAAAUGCAGGAGAUCUUUGCCUGCAGUUUGCUUCAGAAGAAAGAUUGGUAUCUGCCAUGGUACAUCAUACAGGAAGCUGAAUACAAUAAACAAUAUCCUCUGGGUUUACUCCAUUGUCUGUAUGAGAUUCAGAAUAAGAAGUUCCUGACAGCUAUAAUGCAGAUUUUUCCGAAAAAGAGGACACAUUCCCCAGUGGAUAUGCUACACCCAAUGUUCCUGAGAAACAUUAACCACCUGGUGGUCCAGACAGAUGUGGAGCUCAUGGUGUUCACUUUUUGUAUUAAGUUCUGCUGCCGUGUGAAGAGGCUUCAGCUGGAUGGUGAUGGACAGCAGGGACCAACACUGGUGGCUUCCCGGACGGUGCUGUCCAGGUGGACUCCGAUCACUAAUGCCACUUGGCAGGUUCUCUUCUCCAAUCUUGAGUUCACAGGAAGUCUGCAGGAACUAGACCUAAGUGGAAAUCCACUGAACCACUAUGCAGUACGGAGACUCUGUAGGACACUGAGAUGCCCUGGAUGUCAACUAAGGACAGUGUGGCUUGUCAACUGUGGCCUCACAUCCAGCAACUGUGAGGACCUGGCCCCAGUGCUCAGUGCCAGCUCCAGCCUGACUGAGCUAGACCUGCAGCUGAAUGACCUGGGAGACCAUGGUGUGAGGCAGCUGUGUAAGGGGCUCAGGAAUCCUGCCUGCAACCUCAGAAUCCUGUGGCUGGACCAGGCCCAUCUCAGUGACCCAGUGAUGAAGGAGCUCAGGGCCCUGGAGGCAGAGAAUCCACAGCUGCUCAUCUCCAGCACAUGGAAGCCACCUGUGAUGGUCCCUACUAAGAACCCAGGUGGAGAAGAAAUGAGUGACAACCUGACCUCAUUCAAGCAGCAAAGACUACAGUCAGAACAAAAACACAUGGAAGCACUGAGGACUGAAGAUGACUUCUGGGGCCCUACAGGACCUGUGACUACAGAGGUGGUUGACAGAGAAAGGAACCUGUACAGAGUUGAGUUCCCUGUGGAUGGUUUCUACCACUGUGCCAACAUAGGACUCUCCUUUGUGGUAACAAGGGCAGUAACCAUUGAGAUUGGAUUCUGUGCCUGGAGUCAACACCUGGAUCAGACUACCUUGCAAGACAGUCACAUGGUGGCUGGACCUCUGUUUGACAUCAAGGCUGAGCAGGGAGCUGUGGCUGCUGUGCACCUCCCUCACUUUGUGAAUCUCCAAGAGGGACAGGUGGACAUCUCCUGGUUCUGUGUGGCCCACUUUCAAGAACAUGGGAUGGUCCUAGAAGUACCAGCCAGAGUGGAGCAAUGCUACAUAGUCUUGGAAAACCCAAGCUUCUCCCCAAUGGGAGUUCUUCUGAGACUCAUGCCAGCUGUCAGACAUUUCAUCCCAAUCACUUCUAUCACGUUGAUCUACUAUUACCUCAAUCUCAAGGAUGUCACCCUUCAUCUCUACCUGAUCCCCAAUGACUGCACCAUUAAGAAGGCUAUUGAUGAAGAAGAAAUGAAGUUUCAGUUUGUUCGAAUACACAAGCCACCCCCAGUAGACUCUCUUUACAUUGGCUCACGGUACAUAGUGUCUGCUUCCAAGAACCUGGAAAUCAUUCCAAAGGAACUGGAGCUGUGCUACCGGAGCCCCAGGGAAGCCCAGCUCUUCUCUGAGAUCUAUGUUGGCCACAUAGGUUCAGGGAUUAAACUGCAAAUCACAGACAAGAAGAAUGGAAAUCUCAAGUGGGAAGCCUUGCUGAAUCCAGGUAAAAUUAGUUUAGGUCCAGAUACCCCAAAGGCUGAAGAAAGGGACUGAGUGGGGAAGGUGUGUUGUCAUUAAUUCUUGGUGUCACGUAAUAGUCAGAUCAGUUAUGUGGCUUUUGCUAGAUCCCAAACAGGAAGUUAGAGUUAAGAGUGAGAGCAAGGUGGAGAAGAGGAACAGAAAAAGGUGAAGAGAAGGAGAACAGAAGAGGAGCCGGGACAGAGAGGAGAGGAGAGUGAGAGAGAAGGAGAAAGAGGAGGUGGGAAGCCUAUUCCAGGACGUGCCUCCAGUGACCCAGUUUCUCCAACUGUGCACUCUCAUGGUUUCCAAUACCACUCUCAGUGUUCAUGCAAUUAUGAGUGAACUAGUGUAUGUGUUCAUUCAUCACACCACAGUCCUCAUGACAGUCACCCCCAAUUAUUGCUACGGAACCAAUCUUUCAACAUAGGAUCAUGGAACAUAUUACAUCCAAACCACCGCAUACCCUAAGCCCCAUUUCCUCAGUCUAAUAUCAUGAUUUCUACUCCCAAUGCCCUAGAAAUAACAGAUUUUGAGAUACACAAAGUAUCUAAUAACAGUUCACAUUAAAUUUGUGAGCAGUGAAAAUGAAGAGAUUUUUUUCCAUCAUGAGAGU